CUAACAUUUUUUAUAUGUAAAUCUCCAAUCGCUCAAUAGAAGACUAUAAAAAUCAUAACUACACUAACAAAUUACUUUUGAAGGCUUCAAAUAUUCAUAUGAAGCAAAAUGAAACAAUAUCACCAAUAAGAAAAAAAAGUAUGAUGGAUUCUAAUGUACCAUCAAUUUAUAACGAAACUGAUAGAAUAACUGAUAGAAUUAAGUUAUAAAUGAGAGAGAAGAAUAGAUCUUGUUGUAACAUGCCCGAUGAAGAUAAUUCAGAUUCACCUUAUUAGAAAUAUUCUUAAUUUAUCAUAAUGAAUCAGAAUGUUAAAUAACUUAUGAUAGGUAUUGAAAAGAAGCUAAAAAAUUUUAAAUUUGCCAAAGAAAAUGAUCACAAUUCAUGUGCAUCAAUAAUUGCUAAAAUGAAGUGUUUUUGCUUGGACAACUGUUGUUUCGAUUUUUAUCGUUGUACAGAUCUUAUCCUAUUAAAAUAUCUGAUUUAUUUACUAAUUUAAGAACUAAACUCAAAUAAGAUUACUGAUAGUACAAGUUCUUUAUUAGAACCUCCUCCUCCUUAAUUAAAGAAUUUAAUUAAGGAUGCAAUUUCAAUUAUGCAUGAGACAGUUGAAGAAUUAAAGAAUAAAUAAUUGAUAGAUAAAAAUAGUAAUAAAUCUAUUGAUUAACUUAAUAAAUAGAUUAAAAAGAUGUAAUAAGUUAUGGUAGGAUCAAACCAAAAUUUUGAUGUAUUUACUACUCCUUAAUCAAAUAUUAAAAAGGUUGAUUUACUUUUAAAAUAGUAAAGCGCAACUUAGAAAAGAGAGUUUAAUUAAACAUCUCCAUCUUUAAAUUCCGAGAAAAUUAUUCAAUUUUAGAUUGAUGAAUUAUCAAUGAAGAAUGAUUAAAUUUUAAAACUAAAUGGAAAAAUAAAGGAUUAAGAAUAAUAAAUAAAAGCUUUAACAUAAUAGUUAAGUGAAACUAAUUUGAGUUUACAAAUUUCAUAGAAAUCGCUUUAAAAUAAAGAAUAGGAGGUAAAAUUGUAUUUGAUAAAUAUGUUCUUAGAUGAAAGAUCUCAUAAAGAAAACAGACAAGUUAUUAGAAACUACAAGCCAAGCUGUUAAGGAUAAAGAUGCAUACUAAAAUACUUAUAAAUCAAUAAAGCAAGAUCAUGAUCAGUUAAAAUCUUUGUUUGAUGAUUUGUAUGAGAUUGACUUAUAAUAAUUUUAGGCAAAAAAGUAAUCAGAGUAUUAUAUAAGAGUAUCAUAUUUUGAAAUAAUCACAAAAUGAUUCAUAAAAUUCAUCAAUGCAAAAAUAUAAAUAAGAUGAGGAAACGUUUAAAUUAAAUCGUGAAAUGAUAGAUAAAAAUAAUGUGAUAGUAUAAAAUUGAAUUAUUUUAGUAAUAAUUAAAAGAGGAUGGAAUAUCGCUAGGUUUAUAAUUGAAAGAAAUUUCAAAUAAAAUUAUGCAAACUUCACCAGAUUAGCUUCCAAAGUCAUUGUAAUAAUUGUAAAGAGACUUAUAUUUGCAAGAAAGUAAAAUAAAUUAAAAACUAAAUAAUAUUUAAUAUGUGUAGAUAGAGUAAGAUAAAAGUUAGUCUAAUAAUAUGUAAAAAACAUAUCAAAAAUAAAUAAUAAAUUAGAGUCAACAACUUGAGCAGUUGAAAUCGCUAAAAAAUCAUUCAGACAUUAUGACUAUGAUUUUAAUUUAAUGUGAAGUAAUUGAGAAAUUUAUUAAUUGA
This is a messenger RNA of Paramecium sonneborni, 1715 nucleotides long. Lineage: Eukaryota; Ciliophora; Oligohymenophorea; Peniculida; Parameciidae. The record is from the annotation of a GenBank genome assembly.